GGACGCUCUCCAAGGUAAAGAGCCUGGGAUCCCUGCAUGCGUGUAGGCGCUCAUGUUGAGGUUACAACAGGAGAAGCAGACGGACGUGUUUAUGUCACACAGGCAGAGUGCGGCUCCUGCAAACAUGAAGACUGAAGACAAGUGAGGAAAAAGGAAAAAAUAAAAUAAAACAAAAGGCCGGGAGUCUCAGCUGGGAACGUUUUGGCCUCUGAAGAACAAAAGCAGCUCACCAAAGACUAAAAAGAUCAGACAGAAAGCUCGAAGCUUUGAAACAUAAGGGACCGACUGUGUUGAAUAUUCUGCAGCGUAAAAUUGAGCUUAUCUGAAUCUCCAAGACGAAGGAGAGGAGACAUGCCAGGCCCGGGAGGAGCAGAGCCGAAGGGAGAGGAUUUCUCCACCGCCAUCCUGAAGGAGAAACACAGACCCAACAGGCUGAUUGUGGACGAAGCGCUCAACGAGGACAGCAGCAUUGUCAGCCUGUCGCAGAAUAAGACGGAGGAGCUGCAGCUCUUCCGCGGGGACACCGUGGUGCUGAGAGGACGGAAGCGACGGCAAACCGUGUGCAUCGUCCUGACGGAUGACACCUGCGGGCCCGAGAGGAUUCGGAUGAACAGGGUGACGCGCAACAACCUGCGAGUUCGCCUCGGUGAUGUCAUCAGCAUCCACGCCUGCCCUGACAUCAAGUAUGGGAAAAAGAUCCACCUCCUCCCCAUUGACGACACCAUCGAGGGCCUGACGGGGAACCUCUUUGAAGUUUUCCUCAAGCCGUACUUUCUGGAGGCGUACCGGCCGGUGCACAAAGGCGACAUUUUCUUGGUGCGGGGAAGCAUGAGAGCUGUUGAGUUCAAGGUGGUGGAGACGGACCCGAGCCCUCACUGCAUCGUUGCCCCAGACACCGUCAUCUACUGCGAAGGAGAGCCGAUAAAAAGAGAGGAUGAAGAGGAGAAUCUGAACGAUGUCGGGUAUGACGACAUCGGAGGCUGUCGGAAACAACUGGCUCAGAUCAAAGAGAUGGUGGAGCUUCCUCUCCGGCACCCCGGGCUCUUCAAGGCGAUCGGAGUCAAGCCCCCCAGAGGUAUCCUGCUUUAUGGCCCUGCAGGUACAGGGAAGACCCUCGUGGCCCGAGCAGUUGCCAAUGAAACCGGCGCCUUCUUCUUUCUGAUCAACGGUCCUGAGAUCAUGAGUAAGUUGGCAGGGGAGUCUGAAAGCAACCUAAGAAAGGCGUUUGAGGAGGCAGAGAGCAACGCUCCGGCCAUCAUCUUCAUCGAUGAGCUGGACGCCAUCGCUCCCAAGAGAGAGAAGGUGAGCACGUACAGGUAUUCCAUCAGAAACCGACACGUCUUUGCCGUCCUCUGGCCUGUGUUGUGUGACGGUGCGUACGCAGACUCACGGCGAGGUGGAGAGGCGCAUCGUGUCGCAGCUGCUGACCCUGAUGGACGGGCUCAAGCAAAGGGCUCACGUGGUCGUGAUGGCGGCGACGAACCGGCCGAACAGCAUCGACUCUGCUCUGAGGCGCUUCGGUUUGAUCGAGAGAUCGACAUCGGGAUCCCAGAUUCCACCGGCAGGCUGGAGAUCCUGCAGAUCCACACCAAGAAUAUGAAGCUGGCAGACGAUGUCGACCUGGAAAAGAUCGCCAUGGAAACACACGGACACGUGGGCGCUGACCUCGCCGCCCUGUGCUCAGAAGCUGCUCUGCAAGCGAUCCGCAAGAAGAUGACGCUCAUCGACCUGGAGGACGAAACUAUCGACACUGACCUGCUCAACUCUCUGGCCGUCACCAUGGAUGACUUCCAGUGGGCCCUGAGUCAAAGCAACCCAUCAGCUCUGAGGGAGACCGUAGCAGAGGUCCCUCAGGUCAACUGGGAGGACAUCGGUGGUCUGGACGAGGUCAAACGAGAACUCCAAGAGCUCGUUCAGUAUCCAGUGGAGUAUCCUGACAAGUUCCUGAAGUUUGGGAUGACGCCGUCCCGUGGGGUGCUGUUCUACGGCCCGCCGGGCUGCGGAAAAACGCUCCUGGCGAAGGCCAUCGCCAACGAGUGCCAGGCGAACUUUGUGUCCAUCAAAGGGCCUGAGAUGCUCACCAUGUGGUUUGGAGAGUCGGAGGCCAAUGUCAGAGAUGUGUUUGACAAGGCCAGGCAGGCGGCCCCCUGCAUCUUGUUUUUUGACGAGUUGGACUCCAUCGCCAAGUCCCGGGGAGGCGGGGCGGGGGACGCCGGCGGAGCCGCGGACAGAGUCAUCAACCAGAUCCUCACCGAGAUGGACGGCAUGUCGGACAAGAAGAACGUCUUCAUCAUCGGCGCCACAAACAGGCCUGACAUCAUAGACCCGGCCAUCCUGCGGCCGGGCCGUUUGGACCAGCUCAUCUACAUCCCGCUUCCAGACAAACCGUCUCGCACAGCCAUUCUGAAAGCCAACCUGCGCAAAUCACCGGUUGCACGGGACGUGAAUCUGGAGUUCCUCUCUGGGAUCACUGAGGGUUUCUCCGGAGCCGACCUGACGGAGAUCUGCCAGCGCGCCUGUAAGCUGGCCAUCCGGGAGGCCAUCGAAGCCGAGAUCAAGGCUGAGCGUCAGAGGCAGAGCAGACCAGGAAUCCCCAUGGACGAGGACUUCGACCCGGUCCCAGAGAUCAGAAAGGACCACUUUGAAGAGGCCAUGCGCUUCGCUCGUCGCUCCGUCAGCGACAACGACAUCCGCAAAUACGAGAUGUUUGCUCAGACUCUGCAGCAGAGCCGAGGCUUCGGGAACUUCAGGUUUCCGUCUGCUACGGGAACCCGGUCCGGAGGUCAGGGGUCAGGGCCAAGUUCUGGAUCGGAGAGGCCGAGUCUGUACAGAGAGGAAGGGGAUGAUGACCUCUACCAGUGAUGAUGAUGAUGAUGGUUCGAUACUAGAAGAGAAGCAAGAGGUCAAAUGAAAAGUGUUUGUCUAAAUCUCUCUUACACUGAUAGAAACUAUAACAUUUUUACAAUAAAAUGUAAAAGUAUAAGGAUGCAGUGACUGUUUAGAGUAAUGGUAGUAAAUAAAUGUUGAUUUGUUUUAUUUGCAUUACGUUACUUAUGAACUGUUCAGGAAGUUAUGAAGAGAAGAUAAACUGGCCUCUUGUUCUGUCAUCCAGUCUUUUGCAUUAAUAUUCAUUUUUCAUGUCAUGUCGAGACUUUUUG
Messenger RNA from Poecilia latipinna (sailfin molly), 3158 nucleotides. Its product is annotated as transitional endoplasmic reticulum ATPase. The coding region runs from base 352 to 2862 and encodes 836 amino acids. Gene Ontology annotation, biological process: autophagosome maturation; mitotic spindle disassembly; retrograde protein transport, ER to cytosol. The record is from RefSeq and is a predicted model, not a curated record. Gene Ontology annotation, molecular function: ATP binding; polyubiquitin modification-dependent protein binding; ATP hydrolysis activity. Gene Ontology annotation, cellular component: cytosol; nucleus; VCP-NPL4-UFD1 AAA ATPase complex. NCBI's taxonomy places the organism in Eukaryota, Metazoa, Chordata, Actinopteri, Cyprinodontiformes, Poeciliidae. The transcript is spliced from 17 exons.